AUGCCUCGGGGCCAGAAGAGCAAGCGCCGUGCCCGCGAGAAACGCCACCAGGCCUGGGCGGAGACUCGGAGUCUCAAGGGUGCCCAGGCCACUGAGGAGUCGGUGGCGGCGGCGGCAGCAGCAGCGGCGGCAGAAGAGAUAGAAGAGUCACCCUCCUCCCCCGCUUCUGUUUCUCGGGGUACUCCCCCGAGCCCCCCUGCUGCUGACACUCGCCAGGAGCCUCAGGGAGCCCCAGCCACUACCUCUCGUGAUGAAGGGGUUUCAUGCCCAGGAUCUGAAGAGGGUGCCCAGAGCCAAGAUGAGAAAAGUGCAGGUACCUCCCAGGCAGCACCUUCCAUUCACAGCUGUUGCAGAGAUCUUCUGAUCAGGAAGUCCACAAUGUUGGUGCACUUCCUGCUGGAGAAGUACAAGACGAAGGAGCCCAUCCCGCAGGCAGCACUGCUGAAGGCUAUCAACAGGAAGUACGAUAAACACUUCCCUGAGAUCCUCAGCAGAGCCUCUGAGGUCAUGGAGCUGGUCUUUGGCCUCGAGCUGAAGGAAGUCGACCCCAGCAAUCACUCCUACGCCCUCAUCAGCAAGAUGGCCCUCCCCAGCGAGGGAAGUCCGAGUGAUGAGUCGGGGCCGCCCACGUCCGGUCUCCUGAUGGUUCUCCUGGGCCUGAUCUUCAAGAAGGGCAACCGUGCCACCGAGGAGGAGAUCUGGGAAUUCCUCAGUGCGUUGGGUUUGUAUGCUGGGAGGAGGCACUUGAUCUUUGGGGAGCCCAGGAGGCUCAUCAGCAAAGAUUUCGUGCAGCAGAAGUACCUGACGUACCGCCAGGUGCCCAACAGCGAUCCUCCGCGCUAUGAGUUCCUGUGGGGCCCGAGAGCCCACGCUGAAACCAGCAAGAUGAAAGUGCUGGAGUUUAUGGCCAAGUCCACCGGUACCGUCCCCAGUGCCUUCCCAGAUCUCUAUGAGGAGGCUCUGAAAGAUGAGGGAGAGAGAGCAGCAGUGAGAGCCGCGGCCAGGGCUGCAGCUGUUGCUGAGGGCAGAGCCCCUUCCAGGGCCAAGGCCCGCAGCUCCUCCCACAUGUAGGGAGGGAGGCCGCGGGCAGUUUGCUCACUUUGUUUUGGAAGAGAGCAGUCAGGCUCCUAAAUAGUGCAGAGUAGUAGGGGUGGAGGGAACAAAGUAUAGAUCUUAUUUAUCUUCCUGUUUUAAACUAGUAACUUCUAUAUAUUAU
Delphinapterus leucas (beluga whale) is the source of this 1216-nucleotide messenger RNA. RefSeq names its product melanoma-associated antigen B4-like. The record is from RefSeq and is a predicted model, not a curated record. Gene Ontology annotation, biological process: negative regulation of transcription by RNA polymerase II. Gene Ontology annotation, cellular component: nucleus. NCBI's taxonomy places the organism in Eukaryota, Metazoa, Chordata, Mammalia, Artiodactyla, Monodontidae.